GAGUAGCUUGAUGCUACUUCCUGGAAGACUGACAGCUUCCAGCGCUCCCUUCGUCUCAGCGGCUCCCGUUGUGUGAGGAAGCGGGCAGGACUCUCCUCUUCCUCGGGUCGUCCGACUGCGUUUCUCACCACUUUCUUCACGAAAGCCAGUGGGGAGAAGUUCUCGGUGUGGAGUUGACCACCAGGCCCGGGUUAUGAAAGUGUACCGGGCGCACGGAACAAAGUAGAAGCGAAGGAAUAGCGGGGUGUUUGAUGGCUGCUGGGGAUGGAGCCCAGCUGCCGGCCACAGUAGCGGCCAGCCGAAACGUGGAGAAGGCGCUGGAGGAAGCUGCCGCGAGUGGAGCGCUCAACUUGGCCAACAGAAAACUGAAGGAGUUUCCCCGCAACGCCAAGAACUACGACCUGUCCGACAUUACACAUGCAGAUCUCUCCAAGAAUCGUCUGUGUGAGCUGCCAGAGGAGCUGUGUCAGUUUAUCUCCCUGGAGACUCUGAGCCUUUACCACAAUGGCAUGCGCUCAUUGUCGUCCAGCCUGGGGAACCUCCAGGCCCUCACCUACCUCAACCUCAGUCGAAAUCUUCUCUCCAGUUUACCCCCGUCACUGUUCCAGCUCCCCCUCCUAAGAGUUCUUAUCGUCAGCAACAACAAGCUGUCGUCUCUGACCACCUCCAUAUACUCGCUUACACACCUACGCCAGCUGGACGUCAGCUGCAAUGAGCUGCAAUGCUUGCCUGCGGAGCUUGGCCAGUUGGAGUGCUUGAGGGACCUGAACUUGAGAAGGAACCAGCUCACCACUUUACCUGAGGAAAUCUCAGAGCUCCCACUAGUGCGCCUCGAUGUGUCCUGUAAUCGGAUCACCCACGUGCCGUUGUGCUACCGGCACCUGCGUCAUCUCCAGAGCAUCUUACUGGACAACAACCCGCUUCAGAUGCCCCCAGCCUCCAUCUGCUCCAAAGGCAAAUACCACAUCUUUAAGUACCUGAACAUGGAGGCCUGUAAGCGGAGCCAGGAGGAGCUGGAGAGACACCUGCGGCCUACUGGAUUCAACAGCUGUCUGUCUGACCAGGAGCUGUUCUCGGGUCCUUUUGGAGGCCUGGACUCUGGUUUUAAUAGUGUGGACAGUGGCAGCAAGAGGUGGUCUGGCAAUGAGUCGGCGGAUGACUUCUCAGAGCGGUCCCUUCGAAUGAUUGAAGUCAGCAGAGACCAAAGAAACCUGGAGGAAGAGGAGGAGGAGGAGGAUGGAUCCCGCCUGAUUGCAAACAAAGUGAAUGGUGAGGCGGAGCAGGUGGACUUCAUCGACAGCAGUGUUACAGAAGAAGAGGAGGAUGAGAUCAGGGUAGAAGCGCCCACGCCUCCCCUCAGUGGGCCACCUCUGGGAAAAGGAGGAGAUUCACUCGCGCAUGCUGAGGACGCAACAACGCUUCGCUCCAGCCUCCAUGUGGAUGUGGGUCCCUCCUCAUCAGCCUCCUCAUCCCCGCUCUCCCCAUCCAGCCCGACCCUGGAGGAGCGCCGGAGGCCCGGGACGCUGCAGAUCUGGCAGGAGAGGGAGCGACUGCAGCAGCAGCAGAGAGAGAGGCCCAGUUUGCUAAGGUCGUCCAGCAAAACAGGAAGUCAAGUGGUCACGCCAGCGACAGGAAGUAGAUCUGGCGGUACCUCGCCAGAGCUCAGCGGUUCCCACAACGGUCUGCGGCACCGAUGUGCUAGUGCAGAUCAGAUGAGCGCCACUUCUUCUACAUUUCUUCAACGCUCCACUAGCAGAACAGAUGUUCCGUCCUCCCCGAAAACAUCCCCCACUGCUCAGAAGCCCAACAGUUUCCUGUUCCGCGCUUCUUCCCGCAGCAAUGUCAAGCCCACAGGUUUUACUCUUGGUGAGUUUGGGAGAAGUGACUCUCGGACGACCCUUCGUAUGCCGAAAGAAGAGAGACCGGAAGUCACGCAGUUGCGCAAGACUCUGGAGUCCAGGCUGAAGAUCACUCUGGCGGAAGACCUUGGUGAAGCCCUAUCAAACGGCACCGUCCUCUGUCAGCUGGUGAACCAGAUCCGACCGCGGUGUGUGACGGUCAUUCAUGUUCCCUCCCCUGCAGUGCCAAAGCUGAGUUCAGCAAAGAGUCGACUGAACGUGGAGAACUUUGUCGCUGCGUGUCGAAAGCUGGGCGUCCCUGAGAGAGACAUGUGCGUGUGCUCUGAUGUGCUUCUGUGUAAGCUGCCUGCUGUGCUGCGCUGUGUGGCCGCUCUGAUGGCCACCGUCAGGGGGCAGGACGCCGUCAAGGAGCAGCCACUCCUCACCCACAAGCCAUGUGCUCAGACCUCUUCGUCCACCUCCUUGUCCUCGCUGCUAUCCACAGAUUUCCUGCUCUUCUACUGCGUGGCCAUGACGCUGCUCUACGUCGUCUACUGCUGCCUGCUGGCGUAGAGCGGUAUAACACACAGGUUGUCUCACGUGAAGGUGUGUGGGGUGUAAGCACACGUGUUGAAGUAAGCUCGCACCUUGUGAAUGAAUCCAGCGGCUGCAGCACAAACGCAAAAGAGAGCACCGCAGCCGACAUGGAGAUGCCUUAGUCCUGCGACGCCUUCUCUCCACACCGUCUUUAUACACCACAGUCUGCGGCAGAAAUGAUCUCAGGCUUGGGGAGGUGGAGGAGCCAGCACUGAUAUCUCAAUUUCAUUCAUGGUUAAAGCUUUGUUUACACUUUAUUCAAUCUUGUAGCUUUAGUCUCUUUUGUAAAUCAGAUAAAAAAUAAAUAAAGCAAGAACCAGGGACAGACACAAAACCUACAUACAACCUUGUUACCUGAGAGAAAGGGAUUGAAAUGAUCUGCCGUUGCGUUGAUAAAUGGAUGGGUCGCACCUAAGUGAGCACUUUAGUUUAUGUUAGCACUUUUGCCAAGUUCAAUUCAGUCAUUUAUAUACAGGUUUCAUUUGACAAAUAGCUGUGUUGUAUUUGCAAAAGUCUGAUCAAACAACUGGCAUUAUAAAUGAAGACAUGUUGGCACUGACGUUUCAAAUGAAAUAUCGGAAUUGGGAUUCAUAUAAUCUCUUAUAUAGUUCUUAUGUAGAAACGGCCCAGAAAUCAUUUCCCAUCAUUGAUGUUCUGUUCAUACAUGUAUAUUUCACAAAGUAAGUGCAACUCUGCUGAGGUCAUUGUAAAGGGAGGAGGUGCUUAGUGUGAAAAGUAUGGUACCAAGUUCAUUGGUCCUCUUCAGUGUUGUGACCCUUCUCCCCAGGUCCGACAUGGUUUCUCGCCCCAGAUUUGUGUAUUUUAUCCUGCAUGUUGGUCAAAACAGUUAAACUGUGAAUGUUAAACCCGGAGACAAGUCGUACGACCAGAAACAAAGACGAAUAAGACAGUGCCUCGUUUUAAAGAGAGAAUGACUGCAGAUCUGUCUGCUGUGUUUAAAUGUGAGAGCAGGGGGCGGUGUUCCGGUACCAACCGUGAGAGUGAGAGUAAGAGUUAGACUUUGCUGUUUGGCCCGUUUGCCCCGCUGACUUUGCCACACUUUUGUAUAAAUGUAAACAGGUUCAUAAUUUAUUGUUUUUCUUUAUUUAUUUAGAGUUGUCUCCUGUUUUGGGAGCUCCUACGGCCUGGUGAAGCUUUUUAGAAUCGACGCGUCUGCUUUCAAUCACUCGCAUAUACGUGAAUUAGACCUGAUCAAUAUUCAACUAUUCUGCGCUGUGUUUGGGCUCUAAUGGUCUGUGAUGACUUUGAUUGUCUAGCUAAUGUGAAUUUUACAUCCAAGCUGCCAGAUUGCAACAAUUGUUCAGCCAAUUUUCCACAGAAAACCUAGAGAAGUUAAACUCCGUAAUUAUAUUUGCGCUUCAACAAGAUAACUGGAGAUAAGUUUUUGUUUUGUUUUGUUGGUUUAUCCCCAGUUUUGUCAAACACACUAAGCAGUUUUCGACCAAAGACAACGCCUUUAGAGUCACAGUAACAUCCCUUAAGCUGCUUCAGACUGUUAAUGCAGUGUCACCUGCUGCCACCAGAGGGUGCUUCUCCCCUGUCAUCACUGAGAUGGGGGGCGACUCCCCACCUUUAUCGUUAAAAGUGAGAUAAGAUACGAUUAAUAUAAGCUAUCCCGCUGCACAGAUCUUACUCAGCCCUAGUCAACGAAAAAGUAAAGUGAUAUACUGCCCUUAAUGUGUUCACUCUUUCUGCACUGAAUGCGGCGACUUAAACAAGCGACACCCACCGAUGUUUUUCUACACUCAAGCUCUUACCUUUAUACUCAGAUGAUAUUUUAUAAACUGGACUAUUCCGCCACCGACGUUGACCCAAAACUAUCUUUUAAUAUCUUACCAGAACACAAAUGCUGUCGUCUUUUAUAUUUAUAUGACAUCCUUGUAUUAUUAAGAGUCUUUUUUUGAGUUUAUAUAAAUCUAUAUGUAAAUGUUUUUUCUUCUCCUGCUGUAAAGAAUUUAUUAAACCUGAACUUUGAACUUU
Molecule: messenger RNA, 4436 nt
Organism: Synchiropus splendidus (mandarinfish)
Lineage: Eukaryota; Metazoa; Chordata; Actinopteri; Syngnathiformes; Callionymidae
Gene: lrch4
Product: leucine-rich repeats and calponin homology (CH) domain containing 4
Exons: 18
Coding region: 252-2411 (719 amino acids)
Molecular function (GO): protein binding
Source: RefSeq, a predicted model, not a curated record